AUGGCAAGCCCACAGUGUUUGCGAUCGCCUCUGCUGGCAUCCAAGCUUUCACGGCCGACAACAAAGAUUCAAGCAGCUUCCUUGAGUCGGCUACCACGAACAGCUGUCCGGCGCAAAUCGGGUCCCUACGGCUACACGCAAUCCAAGGCACUCGUAUAUUCCAAGCAUGGCGAACCCUCAGACGUAUUGAAACUACACACGCACUCCAUAUCUCCAUCCAUCCCAAGCUCCUCCGUCCUUGUCCGAACACUCGCCGCAUCAAUCAACCCAGCCGACAUCAACACCAUCCAAGGCACAUAUGGCUCCAAACAGCCCAUGACAUCUCUCAUCGGCACAGCCGAACCAUCUGCCGUCCCCGGAAACGAAGGCGUCUUCGAAAUCGUCUCCGUAGGCGACGCAUCCUCACCACUGAAAAAAGGCGACUGGGUCAUCCCCGCCGCUCAACAAAUCGGCACCUGGAGAACGCACGCCGUCUUCGAAUCCAACGAUCUUCUCAAAGUCGAAAAGGAAAACCUGACGCCCACCCAAGUCGCCACCGUGAGCAUCAACCCAUGCACCGCGUACCGCAUCCUGCGGGACUACGGCCCCAGCGCAGGUCUGAAAACAGGUCUGCCAAUGCGACCGCUCGAGCUAGGUAGUGGUGAGUGGUUCAUCCAAAACGGAGCCAAUUCAGGAGUCGGCCGAGCGGCCAUUCAAUUCGGCAAGCUAUGGGGCCUUCGAAGCAUCAACGUCAUCCGCGACAGAGACUCCAUCGAGGAGACUGAGGCGUUGAAGCAGGAACUCCUUGGCCUGGGCGCUGAUGUCGUGGUGCCGGAAUCGCAGUUCCUGUCGAGGGAGUGGAAGGAUCAGCUUGCGGAUAUUACUCGCGGCGGCCGCGAACAGCUCGGACUGGCGUUGAAUUGUGUCGGUGGUAAAUCUGCUACGGCGCUGGCGCGGUCUCUCGGCGAGGGAGCUACGUUGGUGUCGUAUGGGGGCAUGUCGAAGCAGCCUGUUGCGCUGCCGUUGGGGCUUCUCAUAUUCAAGGAUAUUCGGUUCGUUGGCUUCUGGCUGUCAAAGUGGAAUAAGAAGGAUGCCACGGGGCGGAAGCACAUGGUUGAUGAUAUUUUGAACUUGAUGAGGUUGGGGCAUUUCAAGGAUGUGCCGGUGGACGAGGUUAAGUGGGAUUGGGAGACGGAGGAGAAGACACUUACGGAGGCGGUGCAGGGUGGUUUGAAGGGGUUUAGGAAGGGGAAGGGGGUGUUUUUGUUUGGUGAGACUUGA
This is a messenger RNA of Pochonia chlamydosporia 170, 1260 nucleotides long. Its product is annotated as alcohol dehydrogenase superfamily, zinc-containing. The transcript has 2 exons. Gene Ontology annotation, molecular function: trans-2-enoyl-CoA reductase (NADPH) activity. The record is from RefSeq and is a predicted model, not a curated record. Bases 1 to 1260 code for a protein of 419 amino acids. Gene Ontology annotation, biological process: fatty acid metabolic process. Gene Ontology annotation, cellular component: mitochondrion. NCBI's taxonomy places the organism in Eukaryota, Fungi, Ascomycota, Sordariomycetes, Hypocreales, Clavicipitaceae.